Scutellospora calospora is the source of this 513-nucleotide messenger RNA. The record is from the annotation of a GenBank genome assembly. Lineage: Eukaryota; Fungi; Glomeromycota; Glomeromycetes; Diversisporales; Gigasporaceae.
AUGGGUAGAUUGCAUGAAUAUCAAGUCAUUGGUCGCAAAUUACCAAGUCAAAAAGAUCCAGUACCAAGUCUUUAUCGUAUGAAACUUUUUGCUCCUAAUGAAGUUAUAGCAAAAAGUAGAUUUUGGUAUUUUUUAACAAAGCUUAAAAAGAUUAAAAAAGCUGCUGGUGAAAUCGUUUCCAUUAAUGAGGAUGAAGAUUCUGAACGAAUAGCCAAUUAUGGCAUAUUUCUUCGAUAUGAUUCUCGUUCCGGUACACAUAAUAUGUAUAAAGAAUAUAGAGAAUUGACUAGAACUGAUGCAGUUACCUCAUGUUAUCAAGACAUGGCUGCUCGUCACCGUGCUAGAUUCUCAUCCAUUCAAAUUAUACGUGUUGCCGAGUUGAAAACUUCUCAAGUGAGACGUCCCUACAUAAGACAACUCAUUGAUCCGAAACUUAAAUUCCCUCUUCCUCACCGAGUUAUCCGUGGAAAUAAGUCCACGUUUUUGGCUAAACGGCCUUCUACAUUCUACUAG